UAUUUUUCGCUCUCACUCAUUAUCUUUCGCUCUCGCUCGCUUUAUGCGCUCCCCAGCAAACAACAACAUUGCAGCUUCCAGACGCUCCAAAACAUGCACCGGAAAAGAAGCAUCCCCAUCACUCUUGGUGCGGACGCCCAGUACUUCGGACGCGUUACCUUUUGCUGGCUUGUGUGUACGAGUUCGUGCUUGGCUUUAGCAUUUCUUCGACACUUCGUUUGAGUGUUCGGUUUUCGUUGUUGUGCAAAAACAACUUUUUGAAAUAGUUCAUCAUUACCAUCAAACCCAAGAGUAAUUUGUGAGAAGUUUAAAGAUCGACGAAGAUAGAAGUGUGUGUGUGUACGAAAACGUGACUCGAGUGGGGGAAAUAAUUUAAUCGUAUAAGUAGUGAUCUUAUCGGCAUAAAAAGCCUAUUUUUGUGAGUGAUUGAAUAAAAUAUUUUCCGGUGGUUUUAUUCGUGCCAAAGCUUUUAUAAAGUGUAAACAACCCGUUAGUGGUAACGAUUAAAUGAAAAAAGAAGCUGAUAAAAAGUGUUCGAAUACAAAACAUCCACAUCAAGGCUUCAUUUUAAUCGAGUGUUUUUGUGACGGCCUCAAAUAAAAAAACAACGCAAGAAGGCAACAUUAUUUGGUGUCCCGUGCCGCGUUUUGUGAUGUGAAGAUCGAAUAUAAAACAAAACCCCCAAAAAACGGCUACCGGCACGUAUCCAAGCUUCCCGGUACGAAAGAUUUUCCGCAGUUAGGUGGCCGUUGGCUUUUUUUUUGCUGUGACACGUGAAAUAUUAUUGAUUUCUUUUGUGCGAGUACGCAACCCAUAAAAAAGAAAGAUUCCAUCACAGUUUGAAAUGAAUAAAUAGCGUAAAUAAAUUGGCCUACCGACGCUCCCAGUAGUACCAUAAAUUUGACCCGCCCAAGCCAUUUCCGACACUGGGUAAGAGAUAAGAGAAUACGGUCCCCCCGGUUAAGGACCUUCAGCGGUUGAACGGUGAGGGAAAGAAUUUUCCGAAAGCGUGUGGCUAUGUGUGAAUAAAAUUGAUUCCGUUCAAAAGAUAUUGUGUGCAUUGUGAGGAGCUUUUUUUAAGUGGUGAAAAUAUUGCACUUUUUGACGUAAUCUCCGUGAGGCUGAUGGGUGCAUGUAAACAAUAGAGUCCUGGUUGGAAGUUGAAACAACGAAUUAAAAGAAAGGGAAAAUCCUUUAAAAGGUUUUAUAAACGAAUCGAAACACCGCCACACUCCUGAAUAGUCAAAGAUGACACACCUCCAGCGGCACCGGUUGGAGUCAGUGAGUGACCACAGCGGUCCGUCCAGCUCGUCGAGCAAGUCGGACAGUUCGGACGGUUCCGCCUCGGAGAUAUGCGAGGUAAUGCAGGAAUGGUCCCUGGACGGUAGUGAUCCCCAGUCACAUCCGAUGCAGCUGCACCAUCCGAACAACCAUCAGCACCUACUCCAUCAUCAGCAUCACCAUCAUCACCAUCAUCAUCACAACCAUCAUCGCCAUCAGCCACACCAACGUACGCUUCUUACGACUCACGAACAUCUUCAACAUCAGCAGCCACAGCAGCAACAGCAGCAUCUCGGUGGACUCAUCUCGCCGAACUCGAGCUACACCCAGGAGGACGUUGACGAGCAGGAUGACGAUCUCGAGUACAGCAAGCACGACCUCAUCAGUCUGGACAACGGCAUCAUCACCGACUACGAGCGGGCACAGGUCGAGAGCUUCUUCAGCGGACUCGGUACCGAGGUGUACGUUAGCUCUUCGUUGGCCAAUCUGUACGAGCGCGUCGGUAAGGAGGACUGGCGUUUAGUGUUUACUGGCAUUCCGGUGCUGCUACACGACAAAGGCAGCACACGGUCCCGCUGCACACCGAGGGUGUCGUUCGUGCUGGCCGAGCGUGGUACGUGCUUCGCCCUCUGGAAGGAUACCAUCGACAACCUGUCCGACUACAAGGUAGCAGCGGCCGCCUUCCAUACGAUGUGUCUAUCAGCAGAUCAUCGAAAAGUGAUCGGUUUCAGCUUCGAUUCGAACCAGGCGGCCCGUGAAAUGUGGGUCCGGGUAGAGGAGCUGACGAGCAAUCCGGAAAACAUUGCCCUGUCGGCACCGGGCAGAAAGCGCAAGACACAGAAGCGUCCGAAGCCGAUCGUGCUCCCGCCGAAGUCACAAAUUUCGCAACCGUGCCAGUUCAACCACGUUACCAGCGUUACGACCGGUGACACGCAGCGUUACUUCAGCCUGCAGGCGUUCGUUUCGGCACCGAUGAAACACCGCAGCCCUUAGGAAGGUUAAUCAGGCGGGAUGCAAUCGGAACAAAUACCGAACGAUCUUUUGAGACAAUCUCAAAAAACAAACGCAUGCAAAAUCUUGCUUCUCACGUUUAUCCAUGACACGAAUAGUGAUGUGUCCGGAAGUAGGAGUUUAUUUUCAAACUCGCAUACAUUUCGUAGCUAAUCGUUUGCGUCCUCAACGGUUUUUUUUUUCUACGCGUGAUUAACCUCUAAGGACGGUGUGCAAUCAAAGGGGUAUGGAUUUUAGUUAAGCCUAGAGAAAGGAGUUAAAAUGCUGCUAAGUAAUGUAACGAUUGUAUAACAUUCAACUACAUCGCAAUGGCGAACGUGCGUACGAGAAAGAUAGAGUGUAAGAUUUGUGGAAGAAGAGAAGAAAUAUUUUAGAAUCAGAACUACAGCAAUUCUUCCCUCAAAGAGAAUUCAGGUUAUUCAACUCAAUUAUGAUCAAUGGUUUUAUCUAUACUAGACUUAAGAUUCACAUCUCUUCAUGUAACACAGGAACAAAACAAAACAUAUACCCCCUUUUCAGCAGCAAACGAUUGCAUCCGUACCAUACGAAUCGAUCUUGCGCUAAUGCUGAAAACUAGACUGCAGUGCCACAUUUUGUAGAUGCUUAAGUGAUUAGUUUUAAGGGAUGUAGCACUAACCAGAAACAGGAAACUUUGCUGGAAGGAAUGGGUACCAUCGGUUAACCAUAUUUAAAUACCACCACCAUCCGCGGCCGGGUAUCUGAUUGGAAGAAAUGGUCAGUUUGAAUUAAAUGUAUGUCUGUGAUAAACGAAAAUAAGACACAUGAGACAUCAUCAUACGAUGUGAACGCUGGUCGACCAGCGACCAGCAGAAAUUGGUAUGGGAAACGUGUAACGAGGAAAAUAAUCCACAAACUGUUUGUUGUUAGCACAUAGAUGAUGAUUCUUAUUUCACAUUUUCAAUACAUAUAAACUCUACUUAAACACAUCCCACAUUUGGCUUGCACUUGCGCCCCUUGCCAAAGCAUUGAUUACAGUACAUUCCUGUACGAUGUGGUUUUGUAUUUGAUUAAACUGUCACGCAUAUUAAUCAAUGCAAGCAUUCUAAACUGUUGUAAUGUCUAUUAACGAUCAUGCUAUCCAACGUGUACAGAACAGAAGCCCAUUGAAUGUAGACAGCAUUCAGCACAUCACAAUGAAUGAGCCUCACGAUGAGUCGAAUCGUUUGCGAUGCGAGUUUAUAUUGAUAAAUGUAUUUCGGUAGGAUGCUGAGCAACAGUUCCAACGUGCUGUAAAUAUUUGCAAUCAACCUUAUGUGUAGUUUGGAAAAUAAAUUUCAAUUUUAUCAAACGAUUA
This is a messenger RNA of Anopheles funestus (African malaria mosquito), 3607 nucleotides long. RefSeq lists its product as uncharacterized. NCBI's taxonomy places the organism in Eukaryota, Metazoa, Arthropoda, Insecta, Diptera, Culicidae. The transcript is spliced from 5 exons. The record is from RefSeq and is a predicted model, not a curated record. Gene Ontology annotation, molecular function: DNA-binding transcription factor activity, RNA polymerase II-specific; RNA polymerase II cis-regulatory region sequence-specific DNA binding. Gene Ontology annotation, biological process: regulation of transcription by RNA polymerase II. The coding region runs from base 1249 to 2274 and encodes 341 amino acids. Gene Ontology annotation, cellular component: nucleus.